Messenger RNA from Sphaerulina musiva SO2202, 1948 nucleotides. RefSeq lists its product as uncharacterized. The transcript is spliced from 2 exons. NCBI's taxonomy places the organism in Eukaryota, Fungi, Ascomycota, Dothideomycetes, Mycosphaerellales, Mycosphaerellaceae. Bases 517 to 1665 code for a protein of 382 amino acids. The record is from RefSeq and is a predicted model, not a curated record.
ACCGAACGUACCAAAAAAUAAUAAUCCAUCUUGUCAUCGUCUUUUGAUAGUGCGUGGGUGAAGGACCAACGACGUCAGUAAAGUACGAAAAUCGAGCUGGCUGGUGUGGCUGGAAAAAAAAAGGUGGUUGGAGGAACACAAGAUUUCGCUGAGUCUCUCCCCGUCCGCCCUUUCCCUCACUCUCACUCUCGGUUCACACUGCUGAUUGGAACAUCUCAUUUUUGCAUGCACAGAAGAGACACUUUCGUCUAUACCGUUCGUUACUGAAAAGAAAUUUGUCGUCGAACGCAAGGAGGUGGAGGAGGAGUCAGGAAGUGUGAAGAAGGUCUUCUUCUUGCUUCUAUAUACCCCACCAAAAAGACCAACACAAAAGUCCGGAAUCACCAGCAACGCACGCAUUCCAACAAACCGACUUCGAUCACAUUCCGACAACCAACCACACAUCGAUAUCGGAGGAGAGACGGGAGACAAAGAGAAAGAGAAAAGAGGAGAGGCCACGAGGGCCAAGGAAGAAGGAUGGGAGGAAUGCUACGAGCUCCUCGAGUGCUCGUCACCGCAUUUUUCCUCCACGCACACCUACCCACCCUCACAUCCGCCAACCCGAAUCCACACGAACGAGAACUCGCCGGCUUCUCCUUCAACGAGCUGUUCGCGCGAUGGGAUUGUACCGGCACAGCUUGCGGUGCUGAUGGCCAAUACUGCUGUAGUCCUGGCACCGCAUGCACCACCAACGCCGCCAAUAUCGCGCAAUGUGUCGCUGCGCAAGUGACACCUGCUGCGACACCAGCUGCCGGUGGAGCAUGGCAAUAUUACACAACCACAUACGUGGAGACGGAUCUGGUGACGAGGACGAGCAUAUGGAGUUCGUACGUGGGGGGAGCUGCUGCCACGGGCAUUGCUUGCAACUAUGCCCUCAAUCAAUCACCGUGUGGUUCCAUCUGCUGCGCGAGUGAUCAGUAUUGUUAUACUGCGGGACAGUGUGUUGCAAACGGCAAUGGUGGGAGCUCUGGCGCCGGGUAUGCCACAUAUACGACACCUGGUGCGACUGCUGGUGCUCCAAUCCGACCAACAACUUCGGGACAGUUGACUGUGACCGCAACCAAGAGUCCCACCACCACAGUUGCCUUCUUGGCUCCGGUCGCGACUGGUGCCAAUAUCACGCUUUCGGAGUCGGACAACGACGAUGACGGUGGACUCUCUGGCGGCGAAAUCGCUGGAAUUGUCAUUGGAGUUCUUGCGGGCCUUCUACUCUUGGGUCUGCUCUGCUUCUGCUGCUGUCUCAAAGGCCUGUUCGACGGCUGUCUCGCCUGCUUCGGUCUCGGCGGUGGAAAGAAAAGGAGAAGGACAGAAAUCGACGAGUAUGAGCGUCACUCACACCACACCUCUGGCGGUGCCGGUGCCGGUCGGACAUGGUACGGUACCGCAAGACCUCCCGCUCGAGUCGAUCGACGAGACCGAAAAUCAAACACUGGCAAGGAAUUGCUGGGCAUUGGAGCAGCUCUUGCAGCUUUGUGGGCUGUAUUGGGGCUUAAGCGAAAACGAGAUGGGCGGAGAAAUGACGAAAAGUACUCGGAGUAUUCGUAUUCGAGUGAUUACUAUACUAGCGCCAGCAGCGCGAGCUCAGACGAUAGGCGGACCCACGGGACUCGAUACUCACGGCGAUGAGGGGCGCUGGUCUCCCAUAUCACGUCUCUUACGGCCAUACGCGAAUAAUACGACGACAACAACACCAGCAUACCAGAUGCUCAGAAGGAGAGGAGCAUCUCGUCCCAAAAAAAAACAGUAUAGGAACUGGCGUUUGUGGCUUCUGCCUCAGCAGGUGGUGGCGAGCGCGAGAAGCGCCUUGGCGUACCUAGAGAAGGGUCCUGUACACACAAACCACAAGACUCCAAUUCGUAUGACAUAGUCGAAAGAAUUCUAUCACGAAAUGAUGAUUAUUGAAGCCAAC